Molecule: messenger RNA, 890 nt
Organism: Arabidopsis lyrata subsp. lyrata
Lineage: Eukaryota; Viridiplantae; Streptophyta; Magnoliopsida; Brassicales; Brassicaceae
Product: vesicle-associated membrane protein 721
Exons: 5
Coding region: 1-660 (219 amino acids)
Biological process (GO): vesicle-mediated transport
Cellular component (GO): membrane
Source: RefSeq, a predicted model, not a curated record
AUGGCGCAACAAUCGUUGAUCUACAGUUUCGUCGCUCGCGGCACGGUGAUCCUCGUGGAGUUCACUGAUUUCAAAGGUAAUUUCACCUCAAUCGCUGCUCAGUGCCUCCAGAAGCUUCCGUCUUCCAACAACAAGUUCACCUACAACUGCGACGGUCAUACCUUCAACUACCUUGUCGAAGAUGGAUUCACCUAUUGUGUUGUUGCGGUUGAUUCUGCUGGGAGGCAAAUUCCGAUGGCCUUUUUGGAAAGAGUAAAAGAGGAUUUUAACAAGAGAUAUGGUGGUGGAAAAGCUGCAACUGCUCAAGCAAACAGCUUGAAUAAGGAGUUUGGCUCUAAACUGAAAGAGCAUAUGCAGUAUUGCAUGGAUCAUCCAGAUGAGAUUAGCAAGCUUGCUAAGGUGAAGGCGCAAGUGUCAGAAGUUAAGGGUGUAAUGAUGGAAAACAUUGAGAAGGUUCUUGACCGUGGUGAGAAAAUUGAGCUUUUGGUGGACAAAACCGAAAAUCUUCGCUCACAGGCACAAGAUUUCAGAACAACAGGAACGCAGAUGAGAAGAAAGAUGUGGCUUCAGAACAUGAAGAUAAAACUCAUAGUGCUCGCCAUCAUUAUCGCACUGAUUCUCAUCAUCGUUCUCUCAGUUUGCCAUGGGUUUAAGUGUUAAGCCCAGAAAAUUCAAAACUGCCUUCUCUUUUAUUGUUCGAUCCUUAUUCUAAUGUUUCUGCUUGAAUUGGUUUUGUAUAGAUAGACAUAUAUGUAUGCUACUCAUUUGCUAUGUUGCUUGCAUCUGAUGACAUCGAUCCCUUGCGAACCAGUCAGUAUUUGACAAGAGAUCCGAAACUAUUAAAUGAUUUUGUUGACUGAAGAUUGCAUUGUGAUGAUGAUGAUAAAAAA